AUGGCCAUCUCCACCGCCUGCAGCAUCCGCCUCCACGCCGCACCCGCGGCCCACCGCCGUCGCCGCGUCGUUGCCUCCGCCGCCGCAUCCGCCGUGCGGUUCGAUCGGCGCUCGGCCGUCCUCCUCCUGCUGUCCGCCGCGGGGGCCGCGCCGGCGGCGGUACCUCCCGCGAAUGCGGCGUCCAUCGGGCUCUUCGGCAUCCGGAAGAAGCUGGAGCGGGCGGAGGAGGCAGCGGCGGAGGUGGUGAGGGAGGUGGAGGAGGCCGCUGUUGAGGCGGCAGAGAUCGGCGGGGAAGCGGUGAAGGAGGCGAAGGAUGUCGGCGGCGAAGGCCUGCAGCUGGUGGCCGGCGCGGAGCUCGCCGGAGACGGGCUGGUGCAGGCCGCGGUGGUUGCCGGCGCCGAGGCCCUCGGGGUCGUCGUGGGCUUGUCCGUGGUCAGCGGCAUCCUACGGCCCGAAACAUAG
This is a messenger RNA of Phragmites australis (common reed), 462 nucleotides long. RefSeq lists its product as uncharacterized. The transcript has a single exon. The record is from RefSeq and is a predicted model, not a curated record. Gene Ontology annotation, cellular component: chloroplast thylakoid. NCBI's taxonomy places the organism in Eukaryota, Viridiplantae, Streptophyta, Magnoliopsida, Poales, Poaceae. The coding region runs from base 1 to 462 and encodes 153 amino acids.